CCAGGUUUUCAUUAACAUGACACAUUCCUGCUCUACUUUAUUUAACUUGGCCAAGUACCAUUGGUGAGUUCAUUACACUGCACCUGGGCUGGAGACAGUCAAAGUUCAUGGAGCAUCACUGAGGGGGGUUUCGUCAGAUUUUUCAUGCACCAGCAGACUGAAAUGGAUAAAAGCAGCAUCAGGAAGAGGAAGGAGUCCCAGAACGGCUCCACCGGCUGCACCUUGGAUUGUCAGCCAAAAGUCAACGAGCCUGUGAAGGCUACUGUGCUUCAAAGAGAAGUCGGUCUGUUAAGUGGCAUCUCUCUGAUUGUUGGGACCAUGAUUGGCUCGGGUAUCUUCAUCUCACCUAAGUCUGUUCUACUGUACUCUGGAGCUGUGGGACCCUGCCUCCUCAUCUGGGCUGCCUGUGGCGUGUUAUCCACUCUGGGAGCACUGUGCUAUGCUGAGCUUGGUACCAUGAUCACCAAAUCGGGGGGAGAGUACAUAUAUUUAAACGAGGCUUUUGGCUCCCUCGUAGCCUACCUUUAUACCUGGACCACCGUCAUGGUGCUGAAGCCCUCCUCCUUCGCCAUCAUCACUCUGAGCUUUGCAGAAUAUGCCUCCACUCCUUUCUACGCCGGCUGUACUCCUCCUCUUGUUAUUACCAAGUGUCUGUCCGCAGCAGCUAUAAUUCUGAUCUCCCUCAUCAAUGGUGUGAGUGUCAAACUGGCCAGCUAUGUGCAGAAUUUCUUCACCGCAGCCAAACUUUUCAUCAUUCUCGUCAUAGUGGUAGCUGGCAUGGUUAUGUUGGCACAAGGAAAGACUGAGACUUUGUCGGCUGCAUUUGAUGGCACAUCAUCGUCUUUCGGAGCAAUUGGACUUGCAUUUUAUAAUGGGCUUUGGGCUUAUGAUGGAUGGAAUCAACUGAAUUUCAUUACAGAGGAGCUGAAAGAUCCAUACAGGAACUUGCCACUGGCCAUCCUCAUUGGGAUCCCUUUGGUAUCUGUGUGCUAUGUGAUGGUCAACAUCUCUUACUUCACUGUUAUGACCACCUCUGAACUGUUGGUAUCUCCAGCUGUUGCCAUGACUUUUGGAGAAAGAGUCCUUUUCUCUAUGUCUUGGAUCGUUCCUCUCUUUGUUGUCUUCUCCACAUUCGGCUCUGCCAACGGAAGCUGCUUCACCGCUGGCAGACUGGCUUACGUGGCCGGUAGAGAGGGUCACAUGGUGAAAAUCUUAUCCUAUAUUAGCCUGAAGCGCUACACUCCAGCCCCCGCUCUUAUGUUCAAUGGUCUUUUGGCUAUUUUCUACAUUAUCCCAUCAGACAUCAACAGCCUUAUUAACUACUUCAGCUUUGCUCAGUGGACCUUUUAUUGUCUGACAGCGCUGUCUCUCAUAGUCAUGCGUUUCACAAGGAAGGAGCUCCACAGACCAGUAAAGGUGCCGCUUUUAAUACCAAUGCUAAUGGUCCUGGUGUCCUGCUACUUAGUCCUGGCUCCCAUCAUUGAUAAGCCAGAACUGGAGUACCUCUACUGCACUAUCUUCAUCUUAAGUGGACUUCUCCUCUACUACCCUUUUGUCCACCGGAAGGUCAACUGGGGACGCAAACUCAUGAGGCCCAUCACCAUGCACCUCCAGCUGCUGAUGGAAGUAGUUCCCCCUGAGAAAGCUGAGUGAGAAGGGACAGAACUGACAACCAGGUCAGCAGAGUGGAUCAGAGCCAAAAAUCAGAGCUCACCUCUGGUUAAAUGUUUAUGCACUGUAUUCAUGAACCUGUGUGUAACUGUCUCACAGACAUGAUGUUUAUUUUUUAUGUUUGUGUCAUAAAUUCAUGAUUUUUUUUGUUCAUACAGUAAUUAAAAAUGAUUGAAAAUUAAUUUUUUAUUCAUUAAUAAAUUAAUGAAUAAAAAAAGAGGAUAAAAGGGUAACACUGGUUAAAAACAUGUCUGAAAUAUACCUCCUUUAAAAUGAGGUUUGGUUGGAAAUGUAUGGGUUUUUAUGUAAGGUUUAAUGUAAAGUGUAAGGUGUAACAGGUCACAUGCCCAGAGUUUAGUUUAGGGCAUGACCAUGGCAUUAUGAGUGCACACCAACAUGGAUGCAGAGGUCCCAAAAUAACCUUUUUAUGCACGGAGUCCAAGAGGUGCACACGGUGUUUCAUACUUGUGUAUAAUGUUUUCUAUGUGCCUUUACAUGGACAACAUGAUACCUUUUCAGAUUUUAUGUGAUUUAAUCACAUUUCUGUUGUACAAAGGUAUCAGCAGACGAUUUACUUUGAGACUGAGCGAUGUGUAUUUGAAACUUUUUAUGUCUUUUAUUUCUUGUAGUUUUCACAAUGUCUGUUUUUAUGGUGUUUGCUGACGACGAGAGAGAGAGAAAAUAAAACUUCAAAAGACACAUAUAAUGUGUGGCCAUUA
Epinephelus fuscoguttatus (brown-marbled grouper) is the source of this 2390-nucleotide messenger RNA. It is a transcript of the gene slc7a9, whose product is annotated as solute carrier family 7 member 9. The record is from RefSeq and is a predicted model, not a curated record. The transcript has 13 exons. Gene Ontology annotation, biological process: amino acid transmembrane transport. The coding region runs from base 145 to 1653 and encodes 502 amino acids. Gene Ontology annotation, molecular function: L-amino acid transmembrane transporter activity. Gene Ontology annotation, cellular component: membrane. NCBI's taxonomy places the organism in Eukaryota, Metazoa, Chordata, Actinopteri, Perciformes, Serranidae.